UCUAAAAAUUCUACCAAGCUGGUGCAUCUAUUGUUUUGCUCCGUCGACGUCAUCAUUUAGCGCCUGUUCAGCGGGACCGUCGCGGCAUUUGAAACAUCUCCAUCUGUAGCGACUUAAAAGGUUAAUUUGCCCCGGAUUUCCCGUCGUUGGAGCGAACUGAAGUGAUCGAUAUGAUCGAGAAGGAGGACCCGGUCAUUAGCGAGGAGGAAGCGGCACAGUACGACCGCCAGAUCCGACUGUGGGGGCUGGAUGCCCAGAAGAGGUUGAGAGGGUCCCGAGUGCUCCUGGCAGGUUUAGGUGGUCUCGGAGCUGAAGUGGCCAAGAACUUAAUCCUCGCUGGAGUUAAAGGACUCACCUUGCUGGACCAUGAACAGGUUUCGGAGGAAUCAUGCCGAGCUCAGUUCUUGGUUCCGGUCACGGCUCAGGGUCAGAAUCGGGCCCGGGCCUCUCUGGAGCGAGCACAGAACCUCAACCCGAUGGUGGAGGUGCACGGCGACCCGGACAGAAUCGAAGACAAACCAGACGACUUCUUUCUGCAGUUCGAUGCGGUGUGUCUGACAGGCUGCUCCAGAGACCUGAUGGUACGGGUGGACCAGCUCUGCUCCAAGCACAACAUCAAGGUCUUCUGUGGAGAGGUCUACGGUUAUUACGGUUACAUGUUCUGCAACCUGGGACAGGAGCACAACUAUGUCGAGGAGAAACCCAAAGUAGUAAAACCCAGCGGUGAAUCCAACGACGGUCCGGAGGCAAAGAAAGCCAAAGUCGAUCCCAACGAGACCACCAUGGUGAAAAAAACGGCCAGUUUCUGCACUCUGAAGGAGGCUCUGGAGGUCGACUGGACCAGCGAGAAGGCCAAAGCGGGUCUGAAGCGAACACCAGUGGACUACUUCCUGCUUCAAGUUCUGCUGAAGUUUCGCACCGACAAAGGUCGCGACCCCGACCCGCAGUCCUUUCCAGAAGACAGUCAGCUCUUGAGACAAAUCCGCGAUGACGUGCUCGAGUCCCUGUCGCUGAGCAGCGAGCUCCUGACUGACGACUUCAUCAGCUACUGCUUCUCUGAGAUGUCUCCAGUGUGCGCGGUGGUGGGAGGAGUUUUGGGACAGGAAGUUGUUAAGGCUCUGUCUCAGAGAGACGCUCCGCACCGCAACUUCUUCUUCUUCGAUGGUCGUAAAGGCAACGGCGUGGUGGACUACUUUGGGCCGAACUGAGCGUGUCAGGCUGCACCGGCUCACGGGGAAACGUCUGCUCGUCCUGUCUCAUUAUUUAUGUCCACAUUAAAUUUUUUAAGUUGGAUCCAUUUUCACCCCCCAAGAACAGCAGGAUUUAUUUCAUUUUUUUACAUUUGUUAAUAAAACAUUGUGUAGUAAAACGA
This is a messenger RNA of Archocentrus centrarchus (flier cichlid), 1372 nucleotides long. RefSeq names its product SUMO1 activating enzyme subunit 1 (gene sae1). The transcript has 9 exons. Gene Ontology annotation, cellular component: cytoplasm; SUMO activating enzyme complex. The coding region runs from base 171 to 1208 and encodes 345 amino acids. Gene Ontology annotation, molecular function: SUMO activating enzyme activity. Gene Ontology annotation, biological process: protein sumoylation. The record is from RefSeq and is a predicted model, not a curated record. NCBI's taxonomy places the organism in Eukaryota, Metazoa, Chordata, Actinopteri, Cichliformes, Cichlidae.